Messenger RNA from Ornithorhynchus anatinus (platypus), 6385 nucleotides. It is a transcript of the gene TCOF1, whose product is annotated as treacle ribosome biogenesis factor 1. The record is from RefSeq and is a predicted model, not a curated record. Gene Ontology annotation, molecular function: protein binding. The transcript is spliced from 27 exons. NCBI's taxonomy places the organism in Eukaryota, Metazoa, Chordata, Mammalia, Monotremata, Ornithorhynchidae. Bases 48 to 4724 code for a protein of 1558 amino acids.
GAGGCGGCGGCGGCGGCGGGUGCUGCGCGUAGCGUGCCGACGGCGGCAUGGCGGAGGCCAAGAAGAGGCGGGAGCUGCUGCCCCUCAUCCACCAGCACCUGCUGCAGGCGGGCUACGUGAGGGCGGCGCGGGAGGUGAAGCUGCAGAGCGGCCAGAAAACCUUCCCGACACAGCCGGUCACCCUUCUGGACAUUUACACGCAUUGGGAACGAACCUCCGAAGAGGCUAAGAAACGCAAGGCCGACGAACUGGAUGAAAACCUGCAGGCCAAGAAGGUCAGGGUCUCUGAUCCCGUGAGCAGCUCGGAGAGCUCUGAAGUGGAGGAAGAGUACACAGCCAAAGGCAUGAAAACCACCAGGCCUCUGUUGGCCAAAUCAGUGACCUUGAUGCCCGAGAAGAAUCUCGCCGUGACCAAGGACAGAGCCAAGGGGAAGAACAAGAAAGUGACCGGCAAGGCAGUGAACUCCAUAUCUCCUCCCACACCCAACAAGGGGCCAGCUCCCCUGGGGAAACCGGGCCUCGCUACUCUGGCCCAGGCUCUCUCCCCCAGAUCCAACCCGGUCUCCAAGAACCAGGCCGCCGACUCCAGCAGCAGCUCAUCGGACAGCGAGGCCGAAGGGGCCGCCUCCGUAGACAGGCUGCAUCCCAGACCCGUAGCGGGGCCGGUGGCUCGGAAACCAGAGAGCAGCAGCAGCGGGGCCUCCGGUGACGAAACUGAUAUUGAGACCCAGGUGAAACCAGGAGUAAAAGCUCAGCUCACCAACACCCCAGGGAGAAUGGUGCCAGCAUCCACAGGACCAAAGGGAGGAACAUCUGCUCCAGGCACUGGGAAGCCGGUGACCGCAUCCCCCCAGGCAAAGGCGGGGACCCCAGUCAGGAUCGCUGGGGACGGGAGGCCGGAGGAGAGCUCCGAGAGCAGCGAGGAGUCAGAGAGCGAGGAAGAGAUGCCAGCCUCCCAGGGACAGGUGAAGCCAGCGGUCACAGCACCCCACGUCACCCCGGGGUCCACCAAAAAGCCCCAGGGCAGAGCGUCCACCCCAGCUGCCAGGAAGGCAGUGGCCGCCACGACUCCCAGGGCCCAGAUCGGGGCUCCCGGCAAGGCCGUCGAGAUGAGGAGGGCAGAGGAGAGUUCCGAGAGCAGCGAGGAGUCCGAGGGUGAAGAUGAGGUGCCGGCAUCCCAGGGACAGGUGAAGGCAGCGGGGAGGACUCCUCUGGUCAGUUCUGUUCCGGUCAGCCCCGUCUCGGUCAAGGGGUCCCAGGAGAAAGCGACCGCUCCAGCUCUCCGGAAGCCAGUGACCCAGCCCUCCCAGGCCAAGGUGGGGACGCCCAACGUGGCCACCAAGGCAGGGGUGGAGAGUUCUGAGAGCAGCGAGGAGUCGGAGAGUGAAGAGGAGGCACCGGCCCCCGAGGGAAAGGUUUCCCAGGCCAGGGCCCCCGCCGGGAGAGGUGCGGUCACGGCCCCAGCGUCCACCAAGGGGGCGGCGGCCACACACCCCCAGGCCCAGGCUAAGAAAGUGGGCAGCAGGAAGCCAGAGGAGAGCUCGGAGAGCAGCGAGUCAUCGGAGAGCGAGGAGGCAUCGGCAUCCAAGGGAUCGGUCAAGGCAGCGGGGAGAACUCCCCGAGCCCUAUCCGUGCCGGUCACCCCCAUCUCAUUCACGGGGACCCAUGAGAGAGUGUCCGCUUCGGUGGCCACACGACCGCAGGCCAAGGCGGGGACUCCCAUCCAGGCCUCCGGGGCUGGGAGAGCAGAGGAGAGUUCAGAGAGCAGCGAGGAGUCGGAGAGCGAAGAGGAGGCACCGGCAGUCCAGGGACCGGUGAAGCCAGCGGUCACCGCAUCCCAGGUCAGCGUCCCUCUGGGAUCUGCCAAAAAGCCUCAGGGCAGAGCGUCCACUCCAGCUGCCGGGAAGGCGAUGGCUGCCACAUCCCUCCAGGCUAAAAUAGUGACUCCCACCGCCAAGGCGGUUGGGGCCGGGAAGCCAGGGGAGAGUUCCGAGAGCAGCGAGGAAUCGGAGAGUGAAGAGGAGACUCCGGCGUCCCAGGGGCAGGUGAAGGCAGCGGGGAGAACUCCCCGGGCCGUCUCCGUUCCGGUCACCCCCAUCUCAGUCACGGGGACCCAUGAGAGAGUUUCCACUUCGGUGGCCACGCAGCUGCGGACCAAGGCGGGGACUCCCGUCCAGGCUGAGAAGGCGGAGAAGAGUUCAGAGAGCAGCGAGGAGUCGGAGAGUGAAGAGGAAGCACCGGCAGUCAGAGGAAAGGGGAAGCCAGUGGUCAUCGCAUCCCAGGUCGGCAUCACUCCGGGAUCUGCCAGAAAGCCCCAGGGCAGAGUGUCCACUCCAGCUGCCGGGAACCGGGUGGCUGCCACAGCCCCCAUGGCUAAGGUAGCGACUCCUACCACCAAGGCCUCUGGGGGCGGGAAACCAGGGGAGAGUUCUGAGAGCAGCGAGGAGUCGGAGAGCGAAGAAGAGGCGCCGGCGUCCCAGGGGCAGGUGAAGGCAGCGGGGAGAACUCCCCGGGCCGUCUCCGUUCCGGUCACCCCCAUCUCAAUCAGCGGGACCCAUGAGAGAGCGUCCGCUUCGGUGGCCACACGACCGCAGGCCAAGGCGGGGACUCCCAUCAAGGCCUCCGGGGCUGGGAGAGCAGAGAACAGUUCAGAGAGCAGCGAGGAGUCGGAGAGCGAAGAGGAGGCACCGGCAGUCCAGGGACCGGUGAAGCCAGCGGUCACCACAUCCCAGGUCAGCGUCACUCGGGGAUCUGCCAAAAAGCCCCAGGGCAGAGCGUCCACUCCAGCUGCCGGGAAGGCGAUGGCUGCCACAUCCCUCCAGGCUAAGGUAGUGACCCCCACCGCCAAGGCGGUUGGGGCCGGGAAGCCAGGAGAGAGUUCUGAGAGCAGCGAGGAGUCGGAGAGUGAAGAGGAGGCUCCGGCGUCCCAGGGGCAGGUGGAGGCAGCGGGGAGAACUCCCCGAGCCGUCUCCGUUCCGGUCACCCCCAUCUCAGUCACGGGGACCCAUGAGAGAGUGUCCACGUCGGUGGCCACGCAGCCGCAGGCCAAGGCGGGGACUCCCAUCAAGGCCUCCGGGGCUGGGAGAGCAGAGAAGAGUUCAGAGAGCAGCGAGGAGUCGGAGAGUGAAGAGGAGGCACCGACAGUCAGAGGACAGGUGAAGCCAACGGUCACCGCAUCUCAGGUCAGUGUCACUCCGGGGUCCAUCAAGAAGUUCCAAGGCAAAGCAUCCACUCCAGCUGCUGGGAAGGGGGUGGCUACCAAGUCCACCCGGGCCAAGGUCGUGACUUCUACCGAUGCCUCGGGGGGCGGGAAGCCAGGGGAGAGUUCUGAGAGCAGCGAGGAGUCAGAGAGCGAAGAGGAGACUCCGGCAUCCCAGGGGCAGGUGAAGGCAGCGGGGAGAACGCCCCGGGCCGUCUCCGUUCCGGUCACCCCCAUCUCAGUCACGGGGACCUAUGAGAGAGUGUCCGCUUCGGUGACCACACAACCGCAGGCCAAGGCGGGGACUCCCAUCAAGGCCUCCGGGGCUGGAAGAGCAGAGAAGAGUUCAGAGAGCAGCGACGAGUCGGAGAGCGAAGAGGAGGCACUGGCAGUCCAGGGACCGGUGAAGCCAGCGGUCACCACAUCCCAGGUCGGCGUCCCUCUGGGAUCUGCCAAAAAGCCUCAGGGCAGAGGGUCCACUCCAGCUGCCGGGAAGGCGAUGGCUGCCACACCCCUCCAGGCUAAGGUAGUGACUCCCACCGCCAAGGCGGCUGGGGGCGGGAAGCCAGGGGAGAGUUCCGAGAGCAGCGAGGAAUCGGAGAGUGAAGAGGAGACUCCGGCGUCCCAGGGGCAGGUCGGCGUUACCCCGGGAUCUACCAAAAAGACCCAGGGCAGAGCGUCCACUCCAGCUGCCGGGAGGGCAGUGGUUACCACACUCCCCCAGAUCAAGGUGAAUAAAACCCCUCUGAUUUUUGUCGACCCCAAACGUAGUCUGGCCGGCAAAGCAGCUGCCCCCACCAAAGCCGCCGUGCCUGUCAGCGCCUCAAAGGAGGGGCGGGUCGCCGAAAGUGAGGGCAGCAGCUCAUCCGGCAGCGAGGAAGAGGAAGAGGACCUGAUUCCCGCCACGCAGAAUCUGGAUACUUCCACGGCAAAACCGACCGUGGUGGCUCUGCCCAUCGCUCGCCGAGGGCCGGUCCCCGCUCCCAGGGCCAGCUCGCCUGAGGACAGCAGCGAGGAGUCUGACUCCGAAGAGGAAAAAAGCACACAGGUGAAGCCCAGCCCGGCUCUGGCCCCGUUGGCCGUGGCAACCGUGAAGACCUCAGGUCAGAAAGCCAGGACGCCACAGCCAUCCGUGAAGGGGAGAAAGACCUCGGGGUCGGCCCUCGCCCAACUUCCGGCGGCCUUGAAGAUUCCCGCUCUGACGAAGGCAGCGCAGGAUGCUGGGGGAUUCCCUGGCUCAACCCCGAGUAGCAUCCUCAAAGGAAGCAAUGGCAAGAAAGCCAAAGGCAAAGCAGGCCAGCCCCAGGCCUCCCCAACUAAGGCUGCUGGGGCCACCCGGAGAGCAGCCCACAUCAACAGCAAUAAUUUGCCGGGGAAAAGACAGAAGGAGAAUGGGGAGGGCGUGACCAAGGCCAAGUCAGCUCCCAAGAAGGGUGCAGCGCCAAAGGAGGAGGCCGGGAUGGUGCCAGAGAGCUCUGAGGUGUCCAGCGAGGAGGAAGUGGAGCCUUCGCAGGCGUGCGAAUAAAUGAACCCAGACGAAACGAAACGGAGUUUGGCUUCUGCAGCACAAGAGCAGGUGGGCGGGCAGGAGCUCAAGGGCCAGGCCCGGGGAAAUUGAAGAGAAGGAAAGUCUCCCCGAUCUGUCAUUCGGGAGCCAGAUGAAAAACGUCAGCUGCCGGAUUUUGAGCAAUUGAAGAAGCCCAUACCAACUGUGAAGAUUUGGUUCAUCCUUGUUCUAUUAUUUAGCAGACCCUUGAGCCCUGAAAGCCUCGAUAAGGCUGAGACUUGCUGUGAAUUUCUCUCCGGCAACGGACGGGCGGAUGACUGUCCAUGUCUUUGCGGAAUACUGUCCGGGGCCCGUUGCAGGAGGAGCCGACUGCCUGAUGCAGCAGAAAUAAUCAGGCCUUCGAGAUUUUCUUGGCGUGAAACCACGCACCCACACGUCCCUCUUGGCAUUGAGCGAUUAUACGAAAAUAAUACUAACGUUCUGUUCCGGCCCCCGAAUCCCUCCGCGACAUCGCAGUCGUUGGUCCUGGGUGUUCUUGCUGUCUUUAAGGCCCGUUAUUUACAGUGAACAUUGGCCGAAAUGAUUGAGGCCACCGAUGGUGAGGAUAAGCCAAGCGUGAAACAGUUGCGGAGAGCCUGUAUCGUAAAGAAUGCGGUUGACAUCAACGGACGGGCCCGGUCAGAUAUAAUAGGAAUCGGAUUUACUGUGUGGAAGGCCUGGCACUGACACACGGCUCGAGCAGCGUGGGGCAACAGCUACUGCCAUCCAUCGUUAGAAACUUGGGGGAACUCUGAGGUCAGGCCAGAGCUGGCGAAGAAGCUAAAGCCCGAGCGGGCCCUACUGAGCUGGCAUGAUCCCGGGACUUGACUCGUUUUCCUGAAAAAGGGGUAAAGCGGAUUUAGCCUCUUUCGUGUGUUUCCCCUCUCCGUCCCCACCAUCACCUGUUUCCUACUUACAACUGGAGAGGGAAGUAACAGCCCAUGGGAAAAUUUUUACAUAGUUUUUCUUUAGUUUCUGUUAAGGAUCAAAUGGUCGUUUCUGGUUCUGGCUAAAAAUGUUCUUAAAAAGCUUAAAAUAGCUCCCCAAAGAUUUAAAAUAGUUCUGUCAUGAUCUGUGUGUGUAGUAAAUCAAAUGCGUUUUCUCUCAUCCUCCCCACCUGGAUCGUACCCAUUUUCGUUCUCUUGUGGGUGUAGUUACACCUUAUUUGGAUCAUAAUUUUUCCUUUGAACUAUUUAUUAUUCACUUACUGAAAGUCAUUAUAAAAACACAGAGUGCGGGGCCAUAAUCUAGGAGUUUGCAUCUAAAAAUUAGUCACGGCGGCCUUUGCAAACCGUAGCCUACCGUGGCCUGACUUGUGUCCGUCACAUGAGAUUCUCCGAGGACAUAAUCUCCCAAUUAUAGCAGAGGUGAUGGUACCCUGCAGUCAUAAAACCAGGUGUUUUCCAAAGCAGUUUUCCAUCACCAGUCUGGUUUUGACCUCCCCUCCAUCCAUCCCCAGUAGAAACAGGCUGGAUCCUGGACUCGCAGCAGAACCUGGGAGGAUUGGUCCAGUUCCCAGCCCUUUACAGUUUCCACAGGUCCUGCUCCAUCCCUGAGCCGGUGGGCCCUGUGAGCACACAACAACUGCACGUCCCCGGGCCAACUGUGCCCUCACCAGUAAUGCCCAUUAGCUGGCGGGU